Molecule: messenger RNA, 285 nt
Organism: Staurois parvus
Lineage: Eukaryota; Metazoa; Chordata; Amphibia; Anura; Ranidae
Source: the annotation of a GenBank genome assembly
CAGGGGCGGACUGACAAUUCAUGGGGCCCCCGGGCAAUAGGGGAUCAUGGGGCCCCUGUGUCCUUGCCCAAACUCAAAAUAGCCUAUGGAAAAGGUACCAGGGGCAUCUAAUGGGGCCCCCCCCCUACUGAGUGCCCGAGUUUCCAAAUGGUCAGUCUGCCCCUGCCAACGACCCUAGUACUGCCAGGCAGAAGUGCUAACCAUUUAGCCACUGUGCUGCCCAGAUACAUCAUGCUUACUUCCCUUCAACAUCCUAUAAUUCCCUGGAAUUUAUUUUAUUCUUUC